Messenger RNA from Gregarina niphandrodes, 1044 nucleotides. RefSeq names its product protein kinase domain protein. The record is from RefSeq and is a predicted model, not a curated record. The coding region runs from base 1 to 1044 and encodes 347 amino acids. Gene Ontology annotation, molecular function: protein serine/threonine kinase activity; ATP binding. The transcript has a single exon. Gene Ontology annotation, biological process: protein phosphorylation; mitotic DNA damage checkpoint signaling. Gene Ontology annotation, cellular component: nucleus. Lineage: Eukaryota; Apicomplexa; Conoidasida; Eugregarinorida; Gregarinidae.
AUGCCCGAAUGGGCGGUUGUUGAAAAACUAGAGGACGCAUGGCCAUGCGCAGAACUAUAUGGUUAUCAUCUUGACCGUCGUGCUCCUGGCAAAUCUGUACUUCUGACGCGCAAGCUCAGCGGACCUGACUUGUUCGACGUUAUCCGCGCUGAACAUAACCAUAACUGGCACUUCCACCAUUCUGCAGAUGCCCGUUGCCGCACUGUUUACUCCCACCGUGGAGGUGGUGUGAACACAGGGGGUGAGUGGCAAGGUGGAUGUGUGUAUUACCCGGCUAAUUAUGAGUUCCAGAAGUUGCGUUGGUGCGCUCUAGCCCUUCAUCGAUUGCACCAAUACGCCGUUUUGUCCAUUCGGCAUAACGAUGUGAAACCAGACAAUAUCGUGCUUGACUUCCAUUAUAAUCGACAAGGACAUAAGGCGUUGGAUGUGAAAUUGAUUGACUUGGGUACGGCAAGCAUGUACAACGCCAAAGACUUCACAGGUGGCACAUCGUGGUAUGAGAGUCCGGAGCAAAAAUUGCUCGAGUACUUUAUGAAGAAGAAGAAGAAUCCAGAGGCGGCACGACGUGUGGAUAUUGGACUCAGCAGUGAUAUUUGGGGAGCCGGAAUAAGUUUGACCGAGGUCCUUGUUGGACGGCGUGUUGUUGAUAGCCUCAAAUGCCCCGCCGGACCUGGCAGUCUCGAUUAUUUGGGAUAUGAUGCGGCCCGUGCCCAAGGCCGUAGCUCAGACAGCAGUGUCGGGGCCGAUUAUUUUGACUGUGGCGGCGAGAUCAGCUGCUACCCCUACUGGGCCAUGGACCCCGCUGAAUGGCUCAUGUAUGCACGACGUGCACUCGGACUAGAAAAGGACUCCAAACAACUUUGUCACGAGGCCGCCAAAUGGCUCUUCGAUCACCUCGCACGACCUGAACCUAGCACUCGUGCCUCACUCCUAACUGCCCUCGAUCGUACCGAACGCUUCGCCGAAGAGGCAUACCAACGGUACCGGUACACCGCCACCUCCUUCCAGCACAAAAUUGAUGGCUACGAAAUGCCUCGAAAUUAA